UACAUUGGUAUCCUAGCAACCCGAACAGAAAAAAGGACGCGGGAAGGUCGGAGCGAAAUAGACUAUUUCACAGAGCAUCAUCUAAACUUGGGUCCAUCUACACUCAAGGAUAAGUGUUACCUCAGAUUUUCUUUCAUCGAAGUCACAACUUUCCAAAGUCAAUUUUUUUAUUGAAAUCUGUUGACUAGAUUAUUUUGAUGCUAACGUAGAAGUUGGUGUAGCAUUCAGAGGACAAUGAACCAAUCUACAUAUCCGCGGAUAUUUGUAGAAAGAACUCUGGCUAUUAUCAAACCAGAUGCAAUCGACAAAGCAGAGGAGAUCGAGGACUUCGUUCUCAAAUCGGGGUUUACUGUACUGCAGAAGCGGAAGCUGCAUCUGAGUCCAGAGCAGUGUGGUGACUUUUACGCAGACCAGUAUGGAAAGCUCGUCUUUCCCAGCUUGACUGCCUUUAUGAGCUCCGGCCCGAUCAUGGCACUGACUCUGGCCCGCAAGAAUGCUGUCGCCCACUGGAAGUCCAUCAUAGGGCCUGUAAACAGCAUCAAGGCCGGAGAAACUCAUCCAGAGUGCCUUCGAGCAAAAUAUGGGACUUCUGACCUGAAAAAUGCUCUCCAUGGCAGCGAGUCAUUUCACGCGGCUGAAAGAGAAAUCAAAUUCAUGUUCCAAAACUCUGUAAUCGAGCCAUCUCCCUCAAAAGAAGCUGCUGCAGAAUACCUCAGCAAGUAUGUGUAUCCAACUCUGCUGCAUGGACUCACUGAACUCUGCAAAAACAAGCCACACAACCCCUGCACUUGGCUUGCUGACUGGCUGAUCAAAAAUGAUCCAAGCAAACCACACAUAUAUGAUGGAGUUGAAGACACAGAAUAAUAACAGAGGAAAAGUAAACAACAUACAUGCAUAAUUUAAAAACAUUCAUUUGAAACCAAUAUAUUUUCUCAAUGCUAUGAUAAAAUAAAAGAUUUUCUUCCAUGCUAA
Notolabrus celidotus (New Zealand spotty) is the source of this 972-nucleotide messenger RNA. It is a transcript of the gene nme5, whose product is annotated as NME/NM23 family member 5. Lineage: Eukaryota; Metazoa; Chordata; Actinopteri; Labriformes; Labridae. The transcript has 5 exons. Gene Ontology annotation, molecular function: nucleoside diphosphate kinase activity. The record is from RefSeq and is a predicted model, not a curated record. Bases 235 to 864 code for a protein of 209 amino acids. Gene Ontology annotation, biological process: CTP biosynthetic process; negative regulation of oxidative stress-induced intrinsic apoptotic signaling pathway; UTP biosynthetic process.